Molecule: messenger RNA, 798 nt
Organism: Adineta steineri
Lineage: Eukaryota; Metazoa; Rotifera; Eurotatoria; Adinetida; Adinetidae
Source: the annotation of a GenBank genome assembly
AUGGUUUCUUCAUCUGGUUAUAUUACUGAAUUCAAUAAAGAAACAAAUUAUGAUUAUAUCCAGACUCAAACAGAUGUUGAAAUUACUAAUCGACGUCUAAAAUUCCAUGUUUUUAGUUUAAAAUCGAAUGCCAAACGUUAUGUUAUUAAAGAAGAUUUAACAUUUCUUGGUGAAUUAUUUGAUUUUGAUAUAAUUCAACAUACAGAUGGAAGUGAAGAUGAAGCAAUUAAUAUCAGACAUCGUGUUUUAAUGUGUCCAAUUUCUGGAUGUUCACGACUUAAAGCAUUUAUUAGUAAAAAAGUAUUAGAUGAACAUAUUCAGAAUAAACAUUGUCAAGAGAAGGUUAUAGAGAAAAAACUGGUUCCCUUUACCCUCAAACUUAUGACGAAGUCAGCAGCUGUGAUUAGUCGUUUUAUUGGAAAAAAUGGAGUUAAUCUUAAAGAAUUUCAGAAAAAAAUUUUAACCAAAACAACUGCAAUUAGUUUAACACAAAAUCCUACUGUAGAAAUUCGAGUAAAACCAAUGAAAAUCAAUGUUAACACUGAUGAUAUUAGUCAAAAAUUAAAAUCUUUAUGGGACAAAUCAGUUCUAAGACGAUCAAUACCUUUGAAACAAGUUGCUUUUAAUAGUGAUACAAGACGUGUACGUGCAUUUACACUAUCUGGUGAUGAAUUAGUACGACGACGAUCAACCAAAUAUGGACAAAUAAAUGCAAUAUUACGAAAACAACAAGCAAGAUCGACGUUAAGUUUAGAAGGACAUCGAUGUGCAGCAACAGGAGAAACAAAAUUAGUAUGA